Messenger RNA from Triticum turgidum subsp. durum (durum wheat), 318 nucleotides. NCBI's taxonomy places the organism in Eukaryota, Viridiplantae, Streptophyta, Magnoliopsida, Poales, Poaceae. The record is from the annotation of a GenBank genome assembly.
AUGGAGGGUUUUUCCUUGGCUAUUCAACGAAGCGACCUCACGAUUGUUGUGGAGAUGGAUUCUAUGCAGGCCGUGUCCAUGAUCUCAUGUGUGGGCGUCGAUCGCUCUAUGUAUGCUCCUAUUGUGCAGGAGAUUAAAUACCUGAUGGGUCUAAGACAAAGUUGCAUUGUUCAUAUAUCUAGAACCCCGAAUAAAGCUAGUCAUUGCUUAGCUGUUUUUGCUAGAGAUCAAGGUAGGACCAUGACCUGGCUAAGGGCGGGUCCGGUUUCGAUGUUGGAGAUAGUUGCUGAUGAUUGUAAGGACAUUUUGAUUGAGUAA